AAUAUUGACACUUUCCACAUAACCUAAUUUCUAAGAUAACCCUAUUUUCAGACAGAAGUAUAUACAAUUUUCUUCGAAAACUAAAAAUGACACGUGUAAUACUUGGUGGAGGUUUGUCUGGUUUAUCGGCAGCCUUCUAUCUCCUUAAACGACUUCCAAAACAACCAAUUUUUUUAAUUGAAGGCUCCAACCGUCUUGGAGGUUGGAUUAAAUCUGAUCCUGUUCAGGACAACAUUAUACUUGAACAAGCGGCUAGAACGUUACGGCCUCGAGGGGAAUUAGGAGAAAACACAUUGGCUUUAAUUGAAGAACUUGGUUUAAGCAAUGCAGUUAUUCCUAUACCUAUGAAUAGUCCACCAGCUAAAAAUCGCAUGAUUUAUGUUAAAGGGAACUUGAUUUCAUUACCUUCAAGUAUUAGUGAUUUGUUUGUAGUUAAACCACCACUUACUAAGCCUUUAAUUAACCAUUUAUUGAAUGAUAUUAAAAUACCUGCGAAAUUUGUUAAAGAUGAGUCCAUAUAUGAUUUUGUGCAAAGGAGGUUUGGAACAGAAAUUGCAGAUUACUUCAUCAGUCCUAUGAUUUGUGGAAUUUGUGCGGGAAAUGCCAAGGAAAUCAGUGUUAACUUUUUGUUCAAAACACUUUUUGAUUAUGAACAAAAUCAUGGUGGUGUUAUAAAAGGCUUUAUUAAAUCCAUAUUUGCAAAGAAAGAGAAGACUACGAUCACCAGUGAUUUGGCAACAAAAGCUAAACAGGAGAUGUGGUCAAUUUAUUCUUUAAGUGGAGGCUUAGAAACUCUUACAAAAUCUUUGUCUGACCAUAUAAGUGCCAAAAAUGUGAAUACUAUGUUAAAUUCAACUUGCCAAGAACUGAAACUAUACAGUAAAGGUGUUGAUGUAAUAUUGAAUGAUGGCAAUCAUAUUAACACACCCCAUGUAAUUAGUGCACUUCCAUCAUACAACUUGGCCAAAUUAGUUAAAAAUCAACAUCCAGAAUUAGCUUCAUUAUUAAAUGAAAUCAAAUUUGUGACUGUCUGUGUGGUGAACUUGGUGUAUAACAAAAAAUGGAUUAAAAAAGAUGGUUUUGGGUUCUUAGUACCACCUAUAGAAAAUCUGCCCAUUUUGGGAGUGAUAUAUGAUAGUUGCUGUUUCCCCUAUGGUAAUGACAAAACUGUGUUAACAGUAAUGAUGGGAGGGCACUGGUUCAACAAAUAUUUUGGAAAAAGUGCAACAGAAGAAGAGUUGCUUGCUGUGGCUACAGAACAAUUAAAAAACAUUAUGGGUAUUGAUGAAGAACCAACAUUAAGUAAAGUAAAUAUUCUUAAAAAUUGUAUUCCCCAAUAUGUAGUUGGUCACAAUGAGACAGUUGCAAAAAUUAAUGAUUAUAUUAGUUCAAAAUUUUUACCAAUAUCACUUUGUGGUUCCUCAUAUGAAGGUGUUGGAGUCAAUGAUGUAAUUUUAUCAGCUAAAAAAGCUGUUGAUCAUGUUAAAUAAUUUGUUAUUAAGUUUGUAAUUACAUAUCUGUGAUAUAUGUAUUUGUUAUGUUAAUGUCAAUCUUUAUAACAAGGAAAUAAAAGCAAUUUCUUAUAUUUAAAA
Molecule: messenger RNA, 1592 nt
Organism: Aethina tumida (small hive beetle)
Lineage: Eukaryota; Metazoa; Arthropoda; Insecta; Coleoptera; Nitidulidae
Product: protoporphyrinogen oxidase
Exons: 1
Coding region: 87-1490 (467 amino acids)
Biological process (GO): heme biosynthetic process
Cellular component (GO): mitochondrial inner membrane
Molecular function (GO): protoporphyrinogen oxidase activity, oxygen as acceptor
Source: RefSeq, a predicted model, not a curated record